Molecule: messenger RNA, 1557 nt
Organism: Lotus japonicus
Lineage: Eukaryota; Viridiplantae; Streptophyta; Magnoliopsida; Fabales; Fabaceae
Exons: 4
Coding region: 1-1557 (518 amino acids)
Molecular function (GO): nucleic acid binding; zinc ion binding
Source: RefSeq, a predicted model, not a curated record
AUGGAGAUUGUUGAGGGGGAUGCCAGGAGACAAUAUAGCCUGCUAUAUAGGUGCAGUGUUGAACUGAGGAGGGCAUCACUUGGGAAUACCUGCAAGAUAAAUUUGGAUACUCCAGUUAUGGGUUUGAUGCCUAGGUUUAAAAGAUUUUACAUGUGUCUGGAGGGGUGCAAGAGAGGUUUCAUUGCUGGUUGUAGGCCUUUCAUUGGCCUAGAUGGCUACCAUUUGAAAACUCAAUUUGGUGGAAUUCUUUUGUGUGCAGUUGCUAGAGACCCGAACGAUCAAUGGAUAUUCAUUUCUGAUCAGCAAAAGGGACUUCUAUCUGUAUUUGAUGAGCUCUUUCCUGGAGUUGAGCACAGGUUCUGUCUAAGACACAUGUACGCAAACUUCAAGAAGAUGUUUGGGGGUGGAGUGAUUAUAAGGAAUCUCAUGAUGGCUGCAGCUAAAGCUACUUAUAGGCAGUUAUGGAAUGAAAAGAUGAUGGAGUUGAGAAGUGCAAAUGAGGCAGCAUACACUUGGUUGAUGGCUAUUCCAACCUGGACUUGGUGCAAACAUGCCUUCACUCACUACCCCAAGUGUGAUGUCCUUAUGAACAACUUGUUUGAGAGUUUCAAUGCCACAAUUAUUCUAGCUCAGGACAAGCCAUUUCUCACUAUGAUGGACUGGAUCAAAACAUACAUCAUGGGAAGAUUUUCUACUUUCAAUGAGAAGUUUGCAAAGUAUAGUGGAGAGGUAUUGCCAAAACCUUUAAAGAGGUUAUCCUGGGAGGUGAACAAGAGUGCUUCAUGGCUGCCAACACAAUGUGGUGAAGGGAAGUAUGAGGUUAAACAUGCAAUUUCUGGAGAAGGGUUUACUGUUGAUCUAAAUAGACACUACUGCAUUUGUAAUUUCUGGGAGCUGGUGGGAAUACCCUGCAGACAUGCAUGUGCUGGGAUGUCAUAUAGUAGACACAACCCUGAAGACUUUGUCCACAUGUACUACAAAAGGGAUGCGUAUAUAGCAACUUAUGCACAUGGGAUUAGUCUAAUCAACGGACAGAAACUCUGGGAACCAACUGAAGACCCAACAAUUCUUCCACCCUUGUAUAAGAGGGGUCCAGGCAGGCCUAAAAAGCUAAGAAGAAGAGACCCUCAUGAGGACACUGAGCAAAGGUUGAACAGAGGUGUGGCCAUACAUAGAUGCAACAGAUGUGGCCAAUUUGGUCACAACUUAAGAAGCUGCAGGAACCCAAUUAUGAACACAGAUCCACUGCCUAGCCAGCAAACUCAACCAAUCAACCCAAAUCCACAACUUAGUCAAGUAAUCAACCCAGAUCCACAAACUACUCAAAUUGUUCGAGCUGAAGAUAUACUACCUCAGUUGAGAGAGAGGUGGAAUGAAAUCAUUGGAAGAGUACCUCUAGUGAAUCCAGAUGAAGUGCCACAAGUUGGAGUUCAUGCUGCAGAUAUGGAUCCAGUUGCUGCAACUACUGUUGAUCUUCAGGGAGGAGUAUCUCAGAUCUCAGCAAUUGAUGAGGGAAGAGAACUUAUUGAGGGGGGGUGGGUGGGUCGGUUAUGUUAG